ACUAAUAUUGAUGUGAUGAUAAUACAGUUGGUCCCAAAUAAUAGUACUGAUUGGAAUGCUAAGUUGGAUGAUAAUUAGGAUGCGCUGUUUUGUGUAUUGACUAUGAAAUUAAGCUAUGCUAGUAUUUCUUCCCUCAAAAAAUUAAAUUCUGACCAUGAUGGAUAAUGGUUACUUGUUGACUUCGUUUGUAGUUCCAGUGUUAGUCACAUGGCAUUGUAGGAGUUUGAACUCCAUUUGAUAUGAAAUCAAAAGUUUUUAAAUUAGUAGAUAAUCAAGCUCUUGUCAGUCAUAAUAUAGAUUGUUCAUAACAAGGUUCAGUCCAAAAUGCUGAAAAAAAAAAAAGGGUUCUGUCAAAAAUAUGCAGUAGUGUAAGGUGUAACUAAAACGUCUUGAUUUUUUCGUAAUCCCUUACGUCAAGUGUGAAUUGUGAGAAAAGGAAGGUUGGGGGUAAAAGCGUUAGUGCAACACAAAGUCAUGGGGGCACAAAGUAAUACACAUGUCCCUUUCUUUCUUGAAUUCCUUUCACUGAUACGGAUGUGGAUCUGUGAUUUGAUGCAAUGUCAGCCCAAAUCGAACCCACGCAGCGAACAAGAAGAAGAAGAAGAAGAGGAGGAAGGGUCACUCCACCUGAACGCCAUCCGAAAUUGUACUUGGUGCAGUCACGUCCUGCUUCUUCGAUCACCGCUUCGCCUUUGCGGCUGUGUAAUCCACAGACACAGUGACUGUAGCAGUUGAGUUGAAUUGGUGAGCCAAACCCAAAACCCUAGUUUUCUUCUGCAACAGGGUUCAUAAAAUUUUGGCUUCAAAUGGCAAGCAAUUGGAAGAGAAACGUAAGGUUGUUCAUGGGGAAUGCAAUGGGAGGGCUCAAAGGAGGAACCAACCUUGCUUCGUGGGUCGUUGCUGGAACCUUCGCCUAUUUUCUGUGGGUAAAACCCUCUCAGGAUCUUAAGAAGGAACAACAGGUGUGCUUUUGAU
Messenger RNA from Rubroshorea leprosula, 975 nucleotides. The record is from the annotation of a GenBank genome assembly. Lineage: Eukaryota; Viridiplantae; Streptophyta; Magnoliopsida; Malvales; Dipterocarpaceae.